AUGAUGGGGCUUAUAGAAAAUUUGAAAAAAAGUAAAGAAUUAAAUCCAGGAGAUAUUAUUAUUGCAACAAAUAUUGCUGGAAGAGGAAUUGAUUUGAGUAUUGAUAAAUUACUUGAAGCUAAUGGAGGAUUACAUGUUAUUUUAUCUUAUAUGCCAGGAAAUUUACUUAUUCAGCCGCAAGUAUUAGGUAGGACAGCUAGAGUUAGAAAACGGAGUACAGAUGUUUACAUUGUACAUGACUCACGUAAGCUAAUGUUUAUGUUAGAUAUGGCAAUUGAUUUUCUGCUUAAUGAAUGA
Rotaria socialis is the source of this 297-nucleotide messenger RNA. The record is from the annotation of a GenBank genome assembly. NCBI's taxonomy places the organism in Eukaryota, Metazoa, Rotifera, Eurotatoria, Philodinida, Philodinidae.